AUACAUUUGAUCAUCAGGUGAACUAGUGCAUGCUUGAACACUCUGGAGUUGGUGUCUAGACCUGAAACGGUUAAAGUUUCCUCAGAUGGAAAGAGCAGUCGAAGUCUGCACAGCAACAAGCGCCACAAUUGCGUCGCGCACUGCAGUAAAAACAGUCGGGUUCAGUGUGUGUGUGUGUGUGUGUGUGUGUGUGUGGGUUUUGGUCCAGUUGCUGACGUUUUCCUCCAUGCCUGUCAUCAGUUGCUACCUUAUCGGCAGCACUCUCUCUCUCUCCCCCUCUCCCACUCUCUUUCUGUUUUUGAGCAUCCUGAAAAAGGAAAAUCGUGAGACCAGCAGACAUGAUGCGGUUCUUGGAUAUUUCCAGGCGAAGUGUCAGUCAGGGCGCAUUAGACUUUGGACCGGAUGGAGCCUCGUUCCUGUAGUCAUCACACGUAACUACAUGUAGUGCAGGAAAGACUCACUGAUCAACCCAAUUCACUCUGCGUGAACCUCACUCAGAUGUUUCAUAGAGAAGUUCAUCUCAAUCUUAUGCACUGUAUAGUUUUUUUUUUCGUCUCCAACAUUCUGCAUGGAGAAACAUAUUUACAGACACAAUCUAAUCACAUGCCAUCUUGUUUGUUUGUUGUUAUUGUGGGGGGGUCUGGAAUUCAGAAUGCUCAAAAGUGAUCUGCAGUAGCUCGGGAUGGAUCUUCUGGAGGAGGACCUGACAUGCCCGAUAUGCUGCUCUCUCUUCGAGGACCCUCGUGUGCUGCCGUGCUCGCACAGUUUUUGCAGAAGGUGCCUGGAGGGCAUCCUGGACGACAACCGAAGCCCAUUGUGGAGACCUCCGUUCAAAUGUCCGACGUGUCGAAAGGAGACCGCGCACAACGGCGUCUCGAGCCUGCAGGUGAACUACUCUUUGCGCAGUAUCGUGGAGAAGUUCAACAAGAUCCGUGCGAGCCCGAGGAUGUCUCAGUGCCGCGCGCACAGCGGGCAGCCCCUGAACAUCUUCUGCGCCACCGACCUGAAGCUCAUAUGCGGCUUUUGUGCCACUACCGGGGAGCACAAAGGGCACAAGUUCUGCGCGCUUGAGGAGGCGUACGAGCGUGAAAAGGUCGCCUUCGACGAGCUGCUUCGCUCCGUGGAGAGCUGGAAAGGCGCCGAGGUGCUCUCGUGCCUGGAGGCGCUCGAGGGGGCGAAGAAGAAAGCGCUGCAGAUGGCCUCGCGCGACCUGGACCGGGUGGCGGAGUACUUCGACAAGCUGCUCCGCGCGCUCGAGCACAAGCGCAGCGAGAUCCUCUCGGACUUCGAAGCUCUGAAGCUCGCGGUGAUGCAGACCUUCGAUCCGGAGAUCAACCAGCUCCGCUCGUCGCUGGAGGAGCAGCAGCGCGCGCUGCGCCUCGCCGAGUCUUUCCGCGCGCUCACCGAGCCGCUCUCCUUCCUGCAGUGCAUGCAGGACUUCCGCGAGAGAGUGCGCGCCGUGCGCGAGACGCCGCUGCCCGCGCGCGCCGACGUGGACGUCGCCACGCUCGUGCCCAGCUUCGACGUGCACGAGUGGGACCGCGUGCGUCUGGGAGACCUGGACGCGCUGCGGGCUCCGCACGAGGGCGGCGCUCUCCGCUCGCCGGCGUCCCGCGGCGUCCCCGCGCGCCUGUCGCGGAUACUGUGGGGUUCCGCCGCGCUGCUGUGCGCGUGCCUGUGCCUGUGCCUGUCUAACUGCCUCACUAUGGACUGGGUCUCUGUGGGUUUCUCCGCCAAACCGGUGUCCGCGCUCACUCGCGUCUCCGUGCCCGCUCCCGCGGAGAUGCUCCGGUGGCUCUCGCGUUGCUGGCGUGAGGUGGCGGGAGUGUGCGCGCUCCUCACCGAGCUCUGCAGGAACUGCGUUACCGAGCUCAUUGACACCACGUCAGAGUUUAUCAGCUGAUCUUUUGGGGGGUUUUGUACUCUACCCGGUGGACUGAGAGGUGCACGGAUAACGGAUGCUUUUAUAACAUACCUUUACGCUCAGACAGUCUCUAAAAUACAAAGCCUAAGUAUUUCUCCUGCGUUUUUGUGUGCAGUAUUUAUUUUCUCAUGUGCAUUCUUUUCUUUCACCGCUCAGACACACAGUCAGCUUGGAUAAAAGUGCUAGUUAUUGCAGUUAACUGAGAAAUACGUAUGGACGAGGGUUUCAGAGUUGAUUAAUACUAAAACUGAAGAUAAUUUUAGCACAUUAUUUGCUUUGGUCAUCGUACACCAUGAGGAUUAUUAAACAGGUUUCCCCCCAAACUUCUUGUAAAGAAUUUACAGCAGUACCGAUGUUCUCUCACACUCAGUUCCUGGGUUCCCCUUAGCCUCAUCCACACACACACACACACACACACACACACACACACACACACCACCUUCUCUUCUUCUUUCAUCUAGACCAAAUUAUUUUUACUUUCCAGGAACAUACGGGCUUUUUUAUUAUUUGUGGUGUAUUUUAUAUACAAAACAGGGAACUCAAGAAUAAAUGUUAAAAUAGGUCUAAUAUAAUGUGUCCAUCUGUCAAAAGCUACGAUAGAUAGAUAGAUAGAUAGAUAGAUAGAUAGAUAGAUAGAUAGAUAGAUAGAUAGAUAGAUAGAUAGAUAGAUAGAUAGAUAGAUAGAUAGAUAGAAUUUUCAUCUAAAUGAAGCCAUUAACAAAUGAAAGAUAGGUAGAUGUUACGCAUAUUUCUCUCUCUCUCUCUCUCGCUAUUUUUUCAUUAAAUAACAUCUGUAAUGUAAAGCUGUCCAGCUUGUUAAACUUUCUUUGCUUUAUAGAGAGAGAGAGAGAGAGAGAGAGAGAGAGAGAGAGAGAGAGAAGGAGAGAAAUAUGCUUAACAUCUAUUUAUCGUUCAUUCAUCUGUCAAUGGCUUCAUUAAUUAAAUAAAUAAUAUCUAUCUAUCUAUCUAUCUAUCUAUCUAUCUAUCUAUCUAUCUAUCUAUCUAUCUAUCGCCAUUGACAGAUAAUCACAUUACAUUAGCCCUAUUUUUCAGUUGAAAUAAAUAUCUAGGAUGUAAGGAUGCAAUAGAGAAUCACAUUAAGACCAUGUUGUUAUACUUUAUGGGGAGUAUCAUUUCUGUAGAGAAAAAAUGCAAUACUAAUAAAAAGAAAGUGCAAUAAUAA
Molecule: messenger RNA, 3107 nt
Organism: Silurus meridionalis
Lineage: Eukaryota; Metazoa; Chordata; Actinopteri; Siluriformes; Siluridae
Gene: trim13
Product: tripartite motif containing 13
Exons: 2
Coding region: 683-1903 (406 amino acids)
Biological process (GO): innate immune response; positive regulation of canonical NF-kappaB signal transduction; positive regulation of macroautophagy
Molecular function (GO): zinc ion binding
Source: RefSeq, a predicted model, not a curated record